AUGAAGUUGAAUCCGGAGAAGUGCGCGUUUGGCAUUAAGGCCGGGAAGUUCCUGGGGUACUUAGUGAGUCAGAGAGGCAUAGAGGCGAACCCAGAAAAGAUUCAAGCCAUCCUAGACAUGGUGGCACCACAAAGCAUCAGAGAAGUCCAGAAAUUGAACGGAAGAGUGACAGCGUUGGGGCGAUUUGUUUCUUCAUCUGCGAAGAGAUGUCCCCCCUUUUUCAAACAACUGCGCAACAUGAAAAAAUUCGAAUGGAAUGAGGAAUGUCAGAAAGCUUUCGAAGAAUUGAAGGUCUUUUUAACCAGCCCGCCGUUACUAAGUCGGCCAAAGGCGGGAGAAGUUUUAUACUUGUACCUAUCAACAGGUAAAGAAACGAUCGCGUCGGUACUAGUAAGAGAUGAAGAAGAAGAGCAGUUGCCCAUUUACUACUCCAGCAGGACGUUGAAAGGCGCAGAGUUAAAUUACCCAACAAUUGACAAUUUGGCAUUGAUGGUGGUAGUAGCAGCAAAGAAGUUAAGGCCAUAUUUUCAAGGGCAUACAGUCAUUAUACGCAAUAACCAACCUCUGAGGAAGGCAUUGCAGAGACCGGAAACUUCAGGAAGGAUGGUUAGCUGGUCCGUCCAGUUGGGGGAACAUGAUAUACGAUAUGAGCCGAGGAAAACAUUAAAGGCACAAGCACUCUCAGACUUUGUAAUAGAGAUGACGGAGAAACCAGACACCGAAGAACCCAGAGAAGCAGUUACUUGGAAUCUCUACGUAGAUGGAGCGUCCAAUGACCUCGGAGCUGGAGCAGGUGUUGUUGGAAGGACCGAUGGGAAUAACAAUCGAGUAUGCAAAUAUGAAGCUCUCAUAACAGGAUUGUCAAUUGUGAAAGCAAUGAAAACCGAAGUCCUACGAGUCCAUAGAAAUUCCCAGUUAGUCACAGGACGAAUAGGAGGACAGUUCCAAGCAAAAGAGGCAAAUAUGGCAAGAUAUAUGGAGAAAGCAAAAGAGCUCUUGAAUGACAUAGAGAGAUUCGGAGGAGAAUGGGAGAUCUGCCCCAUACCCAGAGAAGAGAAUGCACCCGCAGAUGCAAUCGCCCAAGCAGCGGCCGCAAAGAACCAGUAUUUCAUGGAGAUGAAAAUGAAAGAAGAGCGCUCCGCUUCUUCCGUAGAGGCAGAGGAGGAAGUGCUACCUAUUGAAGAAGUAGAUACCUGGAUGCAGAAACUAUUGGCAUACCUAACAGAAGGCACUCUCCCAGAACAAACAGCUGAAGCAGCAAAAGUAGUUCGACAGUCAGCAUCGUACUCAGUCCUAGAAGGAGUACUUUACAGGGCAUCAGCUACGCACCCAUGGUCUCGAUGCCUGACGAAGACAGAGGGCCUAUAUGUUCUGCAGGUGAUUCAUGAGGGGAUCUGCGGGGCCCAUGAGGCAUCAGCAGCCCUAGUUAGGAAAGCAUCCUUACAAGGUUUCUACUGGCUAUCCAUGAAGAAAGACGCAGAAGAACUAGUACUUAAAUGUGAUAAGUGUCAGAAGUUCGGCGCAGUAAUACGAACACCAGCAUCUGAGCAACACCCCAUCGGUAGUCCAUGGCCGUUCAUGACCUGGAGCGUAGACAUACUAGGACCUUUCCCCCAGCGAGGGGACAAGUAA
This is a messenger RNA of Mercurialis annua (annual mercury), 1632 nucleotides long. RefSeq lists its product as uncharacterized. Gene Ontology annotation, molecular function: nucleic acid binding; RNA-DNA hybrid ribonuclease activity. The transcript has 2 exons. NCBI's taxonomy places the organism in Eukaryota, Viridiplantae, Streptophyta, Magnoliopsida, Malpighiales, Euphorbiaceae. The record is from RefSeq and is a predicted model, not a curated record. The coding region runs from base 1 to 1632 and encodes 543 amino acids.